AUGAGAAUAUUCCUGCGGUGCCGGAAGCACAGGGCACGUGACCGGGUGACAGCGCUGGCGGGGCUGCAGGGCUUGCUUUAGGUGUUGCUGCGCUCACGGGAUGGCGGAGGCGCCUCCUGUCUCAGGUACUUUUAAAUUCAAUACAGAUGCUUCUGAGUUCAUUCCUCAGGAGAGAAAAAAUUCUGGUCUAAAUUGUGGGAGUCAGAGAAGACUAGAUUCUAAUAGGAUUGGUAGAAGAAAUUACAGUUCACCACCUCCAUGUCACCUUUCCAGGCAAGUCCCUUAUGAUGACAUUUCUUCUAUUCAUCAGCACAGUUAUUCUUCAGGAAGCAAGCCUAAGAGUCAACAGACUUCUUUCCAAUGCUCUGCUUCUAAUAAAUCACUCAAGAGCCUUCAGAAUCAACCUGGACAGAAAUUGAGGAGUGAAAAGCAGCAUAUCAGAGUCAAGAGAGUACAAAGUCUAACUGACCAGACCCCAGAUGCAGCUGGCUUAGAAAACGUGGCCAAAUCAGAGAGUGGGACAAAGCCCAGAGAGUACAGCCCUGCUGACAGUGAGAAGGAAAUUGUUGGUGCAGAUCCGAGGGGAGCAAAACCCAAAAAAGCAACCCAAUUUGUAUACAACUAUGGUAGAGGACCAAAAGUCAAGGGGAAACUCAAAUGUGAGUGGGGUAACAGAAUGACUCCCAAACCGGAGGAUGCUGGACCUGAAAAUUCUAAGCCUGUGGGCGUUAUCCAACCUGACUCUUCGGAUACAUCCUUUAGAAAAGGAGCACUGGAUGUGUCUGGGGCCAGGCGCAAUGAGCAGAGAAGACAUCCACAGAAAAGGCCUCCCUGGGAAGUGGAAGGGGCGAGGCCACGCCCAGGCAGGAAUCCACCAAAACAGGAGGGCCAACGACAUGCAAAUGUAGGACCCAGAAACAACAUGGCCCCUAUUCCAAAGGAUAAUCUGAGUGAAAGACCAGCAAAAUCUGCCUGUGACGAUGGGAACUCGGCAGUCGUCAACAAGUCUUCCAGAAGGGUUAACCCAGAGAAAAUUGCUGUAAGGAGGCAGGAUUCUCAAGUAGCAUCUUUCCACCGAGGCAAACAGAACCCCGUGCUAAAGAAUGUGGAAACACACACAGGUUCUCUAGUUGAACAACUAACUACAGAAAAAUAUGAGUGCAUGGUGUGCUGUGAAUUGGUUCGCGUCACAGCCCCGGUCUGGAGUUGUCAGAGCUGUUACCACGUGUUUCAUUUGAACUGCAUAAAGAAGUGGGCAAGGUCUCCGGCAUCUCAAGCAGAUGGUCAGAGUGGUUGGAGGUGCCCUGCCUGUCAGAAUGUUUCUGCUCAUGUUCCUAAUACCUACACUUGUUUCUGUGGCAAGGUAAAGAAUCCUGAAUGGAGCAGAAAUGAAAUUCCACAUAGUUGCGGUGAAGUUUGUAGAAAGAAACAGCCUGGACAGGACUGCCCACAUUCCUGUAACCUUCUCUGCCAUCCCGGACCUUGUCCACCCUGUCCUGCUUUUAUGACUAAAACAUGUGAAUGUGGACGGACCAGGCACACAGUUCGCUGUGGUCAGGCUGUCUCAGUCCACUGUUCUAACCCAUGUGAGAACGUUUUAAACUGUGGUCAGCACCACUGUGCUGAGCUGUGCCAUGGGGGUCCGUGCCAGCCUUGCCGGAUCAUAUUGAACCAAGUGUGCUACUGUGGCCGCACCUCCCGAGAUGUGUUAUGUGGAACAGACAUAGGAAAGUCUGAUGGAUUUGGGGAUUUUGGCUGUUUGAAGCUAUGUGGCAAGGUUUUGAAAUGUGGGAACCAUGUAUGUUCUCAAGUGUGCCACCCUCAGCCCUGCCAGCCAUGCCCACGGCUCCCCCAUCUGGUGCGCUAUUGCCCUUGUGGGCAGACUCCUCUCAGCCAACUGCUAGACCUCGGAAGUAGUGGUCGGAAAACGUGCAUGGAUCCUGUCCCUGCAUGUGGAAAAGUGUGCGGCAAGCCUCUGCCUUGUGGUUCCUUAGAUUUCAUUCAUACCUGUGAAAAGCUCUGCCAUGAAGGAGACUGUGGACCAUGCUCUCGUACAUCAGUUAUUUCCUGCAGAUGCUCUUUCAGAACAAAGGAGCUUCCAUGUACCAAUCUCAAAAGUGAAGAUGCUACAUUUAUGUGUGACAAGCGGUGUAACAAGAAACGGUUGUGUGGACGGCAUAAAUGUAAUGAGAUAUGCUGUGUGGAUAAGGAGCACAAGUGUCCUUUGAUUUGUGGGAGGAAACUCCGCUGUGGCCUUCAUAGAUGUGAAGAACCUUGUCAUCGUGGAAACUGCCAGACAUGCUGGCAAGCCAGUUUUGAUGAAUUAACCUGCCACUGUGGCGCAUCAGUGAUCUAUCCUCCAGUUCCCUGUGGUACCAGGCCCCCUGAGUGUACCCAAACCUGCGCCAGAGUCCAUGAAUGUGACCAUCCAGUAUAUCAUUCUUGUCAUAGCGAAGAGAAGUGUCCCCCUUGUACUUUCCUAACUCAGAAAUGGUGCAUGGGCAAACAUGAGUUGCGCAGCAACAUCCCGUGUCACCUGGUUGAUAUCUCCUGCGGAUUGCCCUGCAAUGCUGCACUACCGUGUGGAAUGCACAAGUGUCAGAGACUCUGUCACAAAGGAGAGUGUCUUGAUGAGGCCUGCAAGCAGCCCUGCACCACUCCCAGAGCUGACUGUGGCCACCCGUGUAUGGCACCCUGCCACCUCAGCUCACCCUGCCCUGUGACUGCUUGCAAAGCCAACAUUGAGCUGCAGUGUGAAUGUGGACGAAGAAAAGAACUCAUGAUUUGCUCUGAGGCAUCCAGUACUUAUCAAAGGAGAGCUGCUAUUUCCAUGGCCUCUAAAAUAACAGACAUGCAUCUUGGAGAUUCAGUGGAGAUCAGCAAGUUAAUUACCAAAAAGGAAAUUCACCAAGCCAGGCUGGAGUGUGAUGAGGAGUGUUCAGCCUUGGAAAGGAAAAAGCGGUUAGCAGAGGCCUUUCAUAUCAGUGAUGACUCUGAUCCUUUCAAUGUACGCUCUUCAGCGUCAAAAUUCAGUGACAGUUUGAAAGAAGAUGCCAGGAAGGACUUAAAGUUUGUCAGUGACGUUGAGAAGGAAAUGGAAGCCCUUGUGGAAGCCGUGAACAAGGGAAAGAAUAGUAAGAAGAGCCACUUCUUCCCUCCCAUGAACAGAGACCACCGCCGGAUCAUCCACGACCUGGCCCAAGUGUACGGCCUGGAGAGCGUGAGCUAUGACAGUGAACCAAAGCGCAACGUCGUGGUCACUGCAGUCAGGGGGAAGUCCGUUUGUCCUCCUACCACGCUGACAGGGGUACUUGAAAAGGAAAUGCAGUCACGGCCUCCACCACCUAUUCCUCAUCACAGACAACAGUCAGACAAGAAUCCUGGGAGCAAUAACUUACAGAAAAUAACCAAGGAGCCGGUAAUUGACUACUUCGAUGUCCAGGACUGAGAAGCUCACGACGCACUUAGAUGAAAGAAUGAUUAGGUGGGGUGGAGACUCGUUUGCCAGCAGAUAAAUCAUGCUUGAUCCCAACUUCCUGGUGGACUCACAGCCUCACAUGCUGUCUCAUGUCCAUAUGUCCAAAGCAUGAGCGUGUCAGAAGUCCCGUCCUCUAGCCCCUCUCUGUACGGAGCAUCUCUGUGCGGCCAGGUGUUGACUGCACGGUCUCUGGUAACUCAGUCGUGUGUUUGCAUAGGCUCCUCACGCUUUCCCUGCGAUCGCUCGGAGGCUCAGGGGAACAUUGGACUUGGUCUAGACAAAACCAGAAUUUUAGCCUGAAACUGGCUUUAUGGCACUUGGUCAUGGCCUCAGCUAUCCCCGCUAUCCAUCCUCCUCCUGAAAAUGCCUGCCACAUCAGAUGCACCUCCCUCUCUUAAUGCAGACUGAUCAUAGUCUUUGGAAAGGCACAAACUUCUCAGCCUGAAAUACCAAACGUUGAAUUGGUACAUCAUAUCUGGAAUCACACGUGUUGUGUUGAACCUACUGUCUUACCUGAGUCUUUUGCCAAAAACUUUCAUAGACCUGUCUAGCUGAACUUACUUUAGUGGUUCUCAGUACCAUUAGUUCUAGACUUAGCAGAGGGGUUGGGUGGCUUUACAGAAUUCCAUUUUCUGGAGUCCAUGGAGCACCUCAUGCCACAUCACUGAGCCUGUCGGAUGACGUCGCUUCAGCCACCCGCCAUGGUGGGAGAGGACAUAGCGUGAGCUCCACAUGCCAGGUUUACACUGUGGCCUCUAGGUAUGACCAGUGUAGCCCCAACACCUUCUCUCUGGUUGAGAAAGUCUCAGGUAAACUCACCUUCCCUGUGUUGCUUUCUCCCAGGCCUGCAGCAGCCAUGCAGGCUCUCCCUAUCUCUGAGCGCUGGGCUUAUUUCAGCAACCCACUGGAGGCUUCAGGUUUCUUUGAGGCAGGUGCAUCACCAGUUAAAUUAGUUUGGCCCUCUGCAUUGGCACCCCUCCAGCACGAGGGCCAAACUUCUAGCAACUUCCUUCUGCUCCACAACAAGCCACAAGCCCCAGAGUAACAGGAGAUUCGAGAAAUGACUUCACAAAACCCACACUUAAUUUUCAUAGAGCAGGGCCACCCUUUGGUCCUGGCCAAGACAAUCUGCCUUGAAAGGCAUCAGGUGCGGCAGUGGACUAGACACUGGAGGGAACAGAUGAACUACAAAGCCUCCUUAUCUGGGCCCAUUCAGCACAGGGGCAGUGGCUGAGAAGCCCACACGCAUCUGUUACAUCUUUCAGUCGGUGGUUGAGUGGGUGAACUGUGCACUGAGAGCACCUCGGAGUCAGGAAACCUGACUUCAGGUUCCAGCUCUGCCACAUAACAACUUGCCACUUGGUGGAAUGGAGGUUAUCACACUGCCUCGCCAGGGUGGUGGUAAGGGUUAAAUGAGAUAACACGUAGGGGUGCCUGAUCUAUCAUAGGUGUUGAAGUUUAUAAAAAUUAUACUUGAUAUCUGGAAAAUACGCGAGCAGCUUCUUUAUCCAUAAUACUAGCCAAGUAAAAGGUUAGAAUGCUGAGCAGUCUUCAGGUGAAUGCUUGUGUGCUUCCUUAGCACCAGCCUUGCACUAGGGCUGAGCAGUGGGGAGCAGAUGUGGCCUGCUUUGUAGUUACUGACCCAGUAGGGGCCACAUCCCUGAAUAUAUAUAAUGGAAUUGGUUGGUCUGGCACAAAGAGGUGAUUAGUCCUGUUAAAAGCUGAAGAGGCGUACAAGGACUGGGUUAGCUGGUGCUUGGGAAAGGGCAACAGAAGGGAGCAUUUGAGCUGAGUCUGGAGACGGCAGGCUGCUAUAGGGAGGCGAGAGGCAUGACACGGGGAGGUACAGGGCGUGAGAUAGGCCCGGGGUGUGGUUUGUGGUAGGCAUGAGGAAGGAAGGGAUCUUCAGAGGGGACAGACAGCUGGAAGGACAAGUGAUAAAGCUGGAGAGGUAGGUCAGUUUGAGAGCCACGGGGAGCCGCCAAAGGAUCCUAAGCCGAGCGUGGCUGGCCUGGAUUUAUGAUGUAGAGCAGGAGCCAGCAAACUUCAUUGCAAAGAGCCAGGUAGUGUUUCAGGCUUUGCGAAUCUCUUGCAGCAACCAACUGCCAAUGUGUUGUGGAAGCAGCCGCAGACAAUACACCCAAUUGAGUGAGCACGACUCUGUUCUAAUAACAAUUUUAUAGACACUGAA
This is a messenger RNA of Phyllostomus discolor (pale spear-nosed bat), 5669 nucleotides long. RefSeq names its product nuclear transcription factor, X-box binding 1 (gene NFX1). Bases 101 to 3448 code for a protein of 1115 amino acids. The transcript has 24 exons. NCBI's taxonomy places the organism in Eukaryota, Metazoa, Chordata, Mammalia, Chiroptera, Phyllostomidae. Gene Ontology annotation, molecular function: RNA polymerase II transcription regulatory region sequence-specific DNA binding; DNA-binding transcription factor activity, RNA polymerase II-specific; zinc ion binding. Gene Ontology annotation, biological process: negative regulation of transcription by RNA polymerase II. The record is from RefSeq and is a predicted model, not a curated record. Gene Ontology annotation, cellular component: nucleus.